Messenger RNA from Cyprinodon tularosa, 3715 nucleotides. Its product is annotated as protein jagged-1. The record is from RefSeq and is a predicted model, not a curated record. Gene Ontology annotation, biological process: heterophilic cell-cell adhesion; Notch signaling pathway; multicellular organism development. NCBI's taxonomy places the organism in Eukaryota, Metazoa, Chordata, Actinopteri, Cyprinodontiformes, Cyprinodontidae. The transcript has 14 exons. The coding region runs from base 656 to 2908 and encodes 750 amino acids. Gene Ontology annotation, molecular function: calcium ion binding. Gene Ontology annotation, cellular component: plasma membrane; protein-containing complex.
GAGGGAUAUUCCCUGCCGGACACACCCUCCCUCUCUCUCCCUCCCUCUCCCUCUCUCUCUCUCCCUCUCAUUGUUUCCCACACUGACUCUGCCCUCCUCAGAUCGAGUUCACUAUCCAGCCAUGCAGUGGUUUCCAUGAGGACUGUCCAGAGAGAGAAACCAUUUAGCCACAGAGAUGCAACUUUUACACAUUGCACACACUGGCUGAACAUUUCUCCCUGCAGAAACAGCUUCUUUUGCCUUUUUUCUUCCGAUGGAUAAAGCCUGAGCCAGACGGGGAGAUGAAUAGAGAGUGUGCCGUCUAAUUGGGAUGAGAGUUCAAGUCAAGUGAGCAGGCAGAUUGGACGUGAAAUCCUCUUAACGUCGGCGGUGACAGGAAUAUAGAGCAAUAGGAGUGUGUUGGCACAAAGAGUGUGAAUCCAGAAAUCCAGAGAGAAGUUGAUGAGGUGUGCGCAUAUUUGGGGCUGGUGGGUUUGUUAAGGCGCAGAGGCAGAGCGAGUUCCAAUGUUCUCGACGGGAUGAGGUUGCCUUGAGUUUGAGGGUUUGAGUCCAAGAGGAGACCUGCGCGCAAAGAAGAGGAGGAGUAGAAAGGGAGGAGAGGUAGCAGGGGAGGGUGCCAUCACCGCUGGAGCGCAGAGCGCGGUUCCAGAUAUCCAUGACCGCAGGGAUGGAGAGCACAAAAGCGCACAAGAUAACACUGAUGGACCCUGGGAAUGGGGGCGAAAGGAUCAGAAGGACGCACCUUCACCUGCAGCGGACUGUGGUUCUUCUCGCUGUCCUGACGGUGCAACCUCAGGCCGUGUGCUCUGCUGGGAUGUUCGAACUUCAAAUCCGUCACUUCCACAACCCACACGGAUUCCUGCAAACCGGAAACUGCUGCGACCUGCAGGCCAGCGGGGGACAGCACUGCUCUGCCCGGGACCAGUGUGACACCUUUUUCUACGCCUGCCUAAAGGAGUAUCAGGCUCGAGUGGUCGCCACAGGAGCCUGCACCUUUGGGUCAGGCACUACGGGUGUUCUGGGUGGAAACUCCCAUUCGCCCCGGCACCGAGGACACGAUGCAGGAGGAGGAGGCGGGGGAGGAAGAGAGGAUGGGACUCACGGACACAUUUCCAUUCCCUUCAAAUAUGCCUGGCCUAAAUCGUUUUCUCUGGUGUUGGAGGCUCUGGACCACGACAACGACACCACAGAACCAGGUCAGCUGAUUGAGCGAGUCCUCCUCUCCUCCAUGCUGAAUCCUGGUGAACAGUGGCAGACAUACCGUCAUCAUGGACAGAUCCUUAGCCUGGAGUAUUGGCUUCGCUUCCGCUGUGACUCUAAUUACUACGGGCCUUUCUGCAACAAGUUCUGCCGAGCCAGAGAUGACUUCUUUGGCCACUUCAGCUGUGACCCCAGUGGCACCAAGGUCUGCAUGGAAGGCUGGACAGGACCAGAGUGCAAAGAGGCGGUGUGCAGGCAGGGAUGCCAUCAGAACCACGGUUUUUGUACUGUGCCUGGAGAAUGCAAGUGUCAUUACGGCUGGAAAGGUCCUCUGUGUGAUCAGUGUGUGACGUUUCCAGGCUGUGUGUACGGGAGCUGCACCGAGCCCUGGCAAUGUGUGUGUGACGUCAACUGGGGAGGCCUUCUGUGUGACAAAGAUCUGAACUACUGUGGCACACACCAGCCCUGCAAAAACGGUGGGACCUGCACCAACACAGAGCCAAACGAGUAUAAGUGUGAUUGCCAGGAGGGUUUCAAAGGGCGCAACUGUGACAUUGUGGAACAUGCAUGUCUGUCAUCUCCAUGUAUGAAUGGCGCCACCUGUGUUGAAGACCCGAACAGUUUCAGCUGCAUCUGUGCAGAAGGCUGGACCGGGAACACCUGUGCAGAUGCUGUGAAGCAAUGCGAUCGCAACCCCUGCGGCCGUGGAGCGACGUGUCAGGAGGCUCCUGGAGGUUUCCGGUGUCUCUGUCCAUUGGGAUGGACUGGCAGGACGUGCCAGCUGGAUGCCAAUGAAUGUGAAAUGGGUACAUGUGUCCACGCCCGCUCAUGUCAUAACCUGAUCGGUAGUUACCUGUGUGACUGCCUUCCUGGUUGGAUGGGGCCUAACUGUGACAUCAGGAACAGCAGCUGUCAGGGUUUAUGUUUGAAUGGCGGCCAUUGUGAGGACCAGUUGUCAGGGUCAAGAUGUGUGUGUCCCACUGGUUUCACUGGUAAACAUUGCCAAAAUGGAUUGGAUCCAUGUGACAGCAACCCAUGUCUGCAUGGUGGGCAGUGUGUGAUGAAGGAUGGAAAGUCGGCCACCUGUGAUUGCCCUGUGGGGUAUUCAGGACUCUUCUGUGAGAUAGAAAAUUAUCCUUGCAACCCUAACCCCUGCCAGCAGGGGGUGCAGUGUCAAAGCUCAGAGGGAAGACCUGUGUGUACAUGUCCUGAUGGUUAUUAUGGCAACGAGUGUGUGAGCCUCAGAAAGCCAUGCAUUGGACAGGACUGUCAAGGUGCUAUGUCCGACACAGCACACAGUGGUCUCAGCAUCUACAUGAUCCUGCUGGGAAUCCUGGCUCUGGUGACAAUAUGUUGCUGCAUCGUCUGCACAGUAGUCCUCUCUCGCCUGCAUCGGAAAAGGACAAAGCAGCAGUCUGUCCCGCAGGAAGAAAGCAUUAACAACCAGAGAGAAUUCGUGAACCUGAUCAGAAAUGUGGAGCGCCCCCCCGGGCCCAACCUCUCUCCUGCUUCAACUCAACCUCACCCCCCAGCUCCCGUCUCACGUUGCUACGAGGAGAUUGAACUCACCAUUCCGCCUUCUCCAGCACCUUCACACCCUUCCCCAGCUUUAAAACCAGCUCAUGCCCCCAAAAUGGACAUUUCAAACAGAGAAAGAGAGAAGCUGAAUCGUUUUCACUGCACAGACAAUCAGGAGCUGGAGGUUUGACCAUAUCCUGGACUUCUGUUUUCAGUUUGUAGCACUUUUUUUGUUGACAGGACUGCUGUCCCAUUAUUUACAAUGAUUCCAACAUGGCAGUUAUGGAGACUGGGAAGAUGUUUGACCUUUAUAAACUAAAAUGGCUCUCAGAUGAUUCUUGAAGAAAGAAAUGCUGCUAAAUGAAGGAUCAGAAAUCUUUCUCACAAAAACAUCUUUGGGCAUCAUUUGGUGGCAAAAAAAAAAGUUGUGAAGGUUGACUGAAAUCUGAACAUUUAAAGAUCCACCUUUGAGUGCCUGCAUUACAGCCAGGAGAGUCCCUUAUCGUGCUCUAAUUCACCAUCUGACAGGUGUGCAGAACAUCAUUUAGCUUCUGAAUCAAUCCCUGUUUAGCACUUGUGAUAUUUGUGUUGAUGAGUGUUUGUGAGAGCGCCUGCGAGUGAAUGACAGAGCGUAAAUUAUGAGUGUAUGUGAGGAGAAAAAAAGGGCAGAAACAUACUUAAACAAAAUAAAACAAAGAUGAUCUACUUGUGAAAAGGGAGUGUAUGCCUCCGAAGAAAAGGCUUUAAAGCCACGUUUUUUAAAACCACACUGUUGCCUGUUUUGUUUCUGUAAUACUGCAAGAUGUAUGAUUUUUUUCUACUCAUAUCUGUGUGUAAAAUAGCUUUUUUUUGUACAUGGAUAUAUUGUACAUAUUGAUACCGUUUUUGUACUGUGGUUCAGUAUGGAGGUAUGACUGUAUUACUUCACUCUGUCCCAUUUUACUUUCCGUUCGGGAUAAUCAGCACAUGUGGAUUGCUAAUAAAAGUGCAUUUACCA